AUGCGCCACCCAAAGUCCGGCCCCGAGGAGGACGCCGAAGAGGACGCCCACCGCGGAAAGUUUAAGAGCUUGGACUCGUUCUUGGCACACGCCUCCGAUCCACGCCUUGGCACCGCCCACCCCGCCGCCACCGCGGAGAAGGGGCUGCCCGAGCGGCCGGUUCGACGGUUGCAAUCCGUCGAGUCGUCGCCAGAUGUCUCGCGUUUUGUUCGCCAACUUCCUAAAUCUGUACAAGAGAAGAAGAAGAAGGGGCGCGAUCACCUCGAGGACACUACUGUAAGCAAGGACGUAUCCCCGCCUGAAAUUUCAGAUUUAUCUCCUGUCGCCAAACACAUUGAUGCCAUCCUGGUCCCCGCUGGCCCACAGCACCCGCACACCCAGGUGCCCAUUCUAUUCGGGCAAGCGUCAGACGACUCGUCUGCCGAUGACUCGUCCGACGACUGCAUCCACCCUCAACCUCAACUUUCCUUUGACCAUGAGUUGCAGUAUCAACAGGAUCUGGAUGAUAGUGCUAGUGAUGCCGAGUACUACCACCGAGAAGGCGUCUUGAAUGCCUGCAAGUCUGCCGCAUCCCAUCAUGUCGCCCACCCCGAACCACACCAUCCCGACACAUCCUCAGACUACAUGUCCUUUGAGGAAGUGGACCACCACUCGAGUGCGGGUGAGGAGACCGCUUCGGAGGAGGAACCAUCCCCCUCACUUUCGGAAACGGAAGAGAUAGAGUGCGUCCCUCACCCACGCGUAGCAGCACCAAUUCGUGAAACAUCUUCCUUGCUCUCUCCGCAAUCGUCCGACGGACAAGUGGAGAGGUACCACUCUACCCACAAUUCCACCCCACUCCCUCUUGUUCAAAGCGCAGAGGCAACGCCCCUUUCUGCCAAUCACGUCUUGCCUGGAACCCGUGUUGACGAUAUCGCUCAAGCCUCCCAGCCUGCUGUGCAAACCCGCUCUGUCAGUACAGCCCCUGACGCUGUCCCGAAAACGUCAGAAACCACGGUGGAGGGAACAGUGCACUCGCCCCUGUCACAUCAUGCAACGAGUACUCGAAUGUCGUUGACCUCAGAGAACAAUUCGCUCACAUCAGCCAAUGCCGACAGAUUGGAUAGCCCUUCUGAUGAGCAGGCAACGCCGAAAGUCCCUUUCACGUUACAGAGGGGAAGGAGGGGCAAAUCGUCCGUCCGCGUCCAUCACCCAGAUUCCAAAAGUUUGGUUGCCAAGAGAGUUGAUGACUAUGAAUCUUUCCUGGCACUAACAGAGGCCGAGAUUAAUGCAUCUAUCAAGCUUCCACUGCCUACAGUGACAGCGGGCGUUGCCGCUAACUUUGCCAGCAGCAAGACCGCAUCGCCUCCUUCGCUUGAGAGAAGCUUCACCGUCGAACGUCGCUCGAAGCGCCUCACAAACGAAAGUCUGGUUUUGAGUUCCUGUACCACAAAGUCAGCGGGGUCUCAGGGCCCGAUCAGCUUCGCUUCAGGUGCGGAGUCUUUGUUUCGUGCGGAUGGCGAUGGCGGUGAGGCUCAGGAGUUUGACCGAUGCAACACCAUGGAAAUGCAGAGUCCAGUCAGACUGCGCAUGCAGCAGUGUGACUCUAGCAAGGUCACGGUUUCAGAAGGAUUGCCACCUUCGAGCAAGCCCGCAAACCCCACGCAAUUUGAUGUCUUCGAUGCUCCACCUGCCGCUGAAAGUCUUCAAGAACUCAUUCCUGAAUAUGUACCACGCGUUCAGCCUGACUUUGCCAUGGCUCCACAGGAAGACUUCGGAGAUAAAGUUAGGAGUCCAGACCCCAAUCUCUUCCCAGAGUGCCCACUUGAAGAAAUGCCGGAAAUCUCUCUUGAGGAUGACACAAUCGUUCGGGUCGAAAGCAUGGAGAAACUGCCGUCGUUCUCAUUGUCACGUCAAGGCUCCUUAGCAUCACUGCAAACCGAGACGUACUCAUCACCAACUUCCCCAGAUCAAAGCGCGGCUUCUCAAGCCGGAUUCCGGGCGCAACGCCAUGACAAGUGGCGAGCUAGUGAUCACGAUCUUUUCGCUGAAGACCCCAUGACGGAAUCAAGUACCAAUACAGGUAAUCUCUACGGACAAGCGGAUACCAGAAGAAGAAUGGAGAAGAGAAUCACCGAAAACGACCUCGGCUCAGUCAUUGAUAGUGCAUAUUUCGAGAAUUCGUUGGUCGAUGAUUUCGACAGCAGCAACAUGAUAGCGAGCAUGCCGAGAGAGGGAUCGCGAAGGGACGCUCCUUCAGAUUCUGAAGAGGGUGAGGAACAUAUUGCCACGCCUUUCGCCACACUCGGAGACCGAAGCAGCUGGCAGCGACGGUCUGAGGAACUUGAUUUUGUGCAACCAGCGGGAUUGCCUAAUAGAGAAAUUGACAACAAGUCGGAGAAACUGGUUCGAAAAACUACCACUGAGUCAACUGCACUGAGCACUUCGACUCUUUCUGACAGAGAGAGGACCAAGGGGGGAGAAGGAUCGUUGAUUGGGAGGAUUUUGCAUUCUCCGAUGUCGUCUCACGUCUACUUGAGCCCUGUAGCCGGACAGCCACUUCCUUCUUCUAAGGUUGGGCGAUCUAUGAGUGCUUCCGACAGCCAGUACAAUAAUUGGCCUGAAUAUCAGCCGUCAAUCGGGGAUAGUGCCCUCGUAAGCCCGCGCCACCGAAGUGACGUCGCUACAGGCACCACCGCAAGGCAGCGGGACUUGCUUCCCUUCGAGGUGCUUCAUGCACAUACACUGAACGAUGACUACAUGGAACGUGACUUUCCAAUUCGUUUCCGAGGUCCUCGGAGAGCCUGGAGUAGAAUCUUUAGAAGGUCGACAGCCUCGCGGGAGGCGAAUGACGUGCGUGGAGCUGUAAGAAGUAUUUUGCGCCUUGGCCGACGACCGCUCAUCACAGAUGAAGAACUGGACGCUGUGGACAGGGGACUGGACAGUACCUACCGGCAUGCAAAUGAAAAACCGAGCCGUCGAUCGGGGACGGUGACAAGCGACUACAUGUUUGAUAUUGAUAUCGAGCAAGACGCCGUUUUCACCCUCUUGAAUCGGCUGUGCCUAGAGUCAGGGUUCAACGUCACAGUGAGGAGGCCGAAUUACAAAAUGAAGGUGCAAGUGCCGUGCGAAGGGACGAGGGUACCGCUUCUGGUUUCAAUUCAGAUCUUGAAGUCGUCUCUAGGCAGAGGGACGUGUGUGUCCAUGGUGCGUUCGCGGGAUGACCAAUCGGGUGGGCCGGUGACGGAUAUUGAAGCUGCUGGGGUACUGCUGCGGAAACGCCUCGGGUCUCAUGUCGAGUUCAUCGAGGACUCUUUCUCGGAACUGUAUAUGCGGGAUUCAGAGAAGCAAUUCGGUACUCCUGCUUACGAGUAG
Chondrus crispus (carragheen) is the source of this 3354-nucleotide messenger RNA. RefSeq lists its product as hypothetical. Lineage: Eukaryota; Rhodophyta; Florideophyceae; Gigartinales; Gigartinaceae. The transcript has a single exon. The coding region runs from base 1 to 3354 and encodes 1117 amino acids. The record is from RefSeq and is a predicted model, not a curated record.